AUGUUCAAAACCUUUUUCGCUCUCUUAUUGACCCUUUUCACGCUGCUCAACGCCGUCUCCGCCGCACCCCACACUCACACCCACCGACACAUUGCCAAAGCUCGUCGGGCGGUCGACCUCCAACGCAGUGACAUCCAGGAAAUUCUUGAAGCCCACAACUCAGUUCGAGUUCAACACAAUGCUCGUCCCCUAGGCUGGUCCCCCUUUUUGGCCAGCAAAGCCGCAUUCUGGGCCGACAUGUGCAUCCUCCAGUAUUCCGACGGUAUCCUGCUCGACAGACCCUAUGGAGAGAGUAUUGUCGCUGCGACUGGCACGUUCACCAUCAAAGACGCGAUUGGCACUUUGGUGUCCUCGAGGAACACCUACGAUCCAAGGACCGCGUACAGCCAGUUCACCCAAAUUGUGUGGAAGUCAACAACGCAAGUCGGAUGCGCCAUUUCCCGAUGCGAAGGCAUUCUUGACCGCCCAGUUACCUUGUAUGUCUGUGUCUACGACCCUCCCGGAAACGUUGUCGGUGAACUUGCCGAAAACGUUGAAGUCUGA
Molecule: messenger RNA, 543 nt
Organism: Coprinopsis cinerea okayama7#130
Lineage: Eukaryota; Fungi; Basidiomycota; Agaricomycetes; Agaricales; Psathyrellaceae
Exons: 3
Coding region: 1-543 (180 amino acids)
Source: RefSeq, a predicted model, not a curated record